Molecule: messenger RNA, 1393 nt
Organism: Fukomys damarensis (Damara mole-rat)
Lineage: Eukaryota; Metazoa; Chordata; Mammalia; Rodentia; Bathyergidae
Gene: Inha
Product: inhibin subunit alpha
Exons: 2
Coding region: 106-1209 (367 amino acids)
Biological process (GO): SMAD protein signal transduction
Cellular component (GO): extracellular region
Molecular function (GO): growth factor activity; cytokine activity
Source: RefSeq, a predicted model, not a curated record
CAGGUGGUGGAAUGGGGAGGAGACAGUGGGGAGGCUCUGGGCAGACCCUGGAAGAAGGGGCACAGGGCAGGGUGUGGGUUCCCUGUUGGCAAGACCAGGUGAGCUAUGGUGAACCAGCUGCCCCUGCUACUUCUUUUGCUGUUGGCCCCACAGGAGGGUCAUGGCUGCCAUGGAAUGGAGCUGGACCGGGAGCUUGUCUUAGCCAAAGUGAAGGCCCUAUUCCUGGAUGCCUUGGGUCCCCCGACAGUGACUGGGGAAGGUGAGGUUCCUGGAAUCAGAAGGCUGCCCCGAAGACACACCACAGGUGACUUCAUCCGCAGGGGCUCCAAACCAGAGGAAGAAGACGUCUCCCAGGCCAUCCUUUUCCCAGCCACAGGUGCCACCUGUGAGGACGAGGCAGCUACUGGAGUGGUGGCCCCAGAAGCUUCAGAGGGUCUCUUCACAUAUGUGUUCCGGCCAUCCCAGCAUACACGCAGCCACCAGGUCAUUUCAGCCCAGCUGUGGUUCCACACGGGGCUGGACAGGAAGGUCUCAGCCGCCUCCAAUAGCUCAAGGCCCCUGCUAGACCUGCUGGUGCUGUCAUCUGGGGGUCCAGUGGCCGUGCCUAUGUCCUUGGGCCAGGCUCCCCCUCGCUGGGCAGUGUUGCGGCUAGCCACCUCUGCUCUCCCACUGCUGACCCACCCUGUCCUGGUGCUAUUGCUGCGCUGUCCUCUGUGUUCCUGCUCCGCCCGGCCUGAGACCACACCCUUCCUUGUGGCCCACACUCGGGCCAGACCACCCACUGGAGGGGAGAGAGCCCGGCGCUCAACUCCCCCGAUGCCCUGGCCUUGGUCUCCCGCUGCUCUGCGCCUGCUGCAGAGGCCUCCAGAGGAGCCCACUGUCCACGCCUACUGCCACAGAGCUGCACUCAACAUCUCCUUCCAGGAGCUGGGCUGGGACCGGUGGAUCGUGCACCCUCCCAGUUUCAUCUUCCACUACUGCCAUGGUGGCUGCGGGUUGCCCACUCCACCCGACCUGCUCCAGCCAGUUCCUGGAGUCCCCCCUACCUCUGUCCAGCCCCUUACUCUGGUGCCAGGGGCCCAGCCCUGCUGUGCUGCCCUCCUGGGCACCAUGAGGCCCCUACAUGUCCGUACUACCUCAGAUGGGGGCUACUCUUUCAAGUAUGAAACGGUGCCCAACCUUCUCACACAACACUGUGCUUGCAUCUAAAAGGGUCCCGCUUCCUUAUCUCAUGGCUGGUGGCCAAGCACCCAUCAUUGUCAGCUAGGGGGAAGGAAGAGUGUGGAAAAUUAGUGGUUCCUACUCCUUCUUUGACUUCUCUGCCUGAGGGCUCCCCUCCCCAUACCACUCCUGUCCCAUGGGUAACAGACAAUAAAGAACUCGGUGCAUACAA